GCAAUUAUGUAUCAAAGACUAUACUAUAUAAUAUGGUUAAGUGAUAGAAAAAGAAAAAAAAGAAGGUCCAAAUCGUUUUUGACUUUUUCAACAGAAACUUCUCUUCUUGUCUUCGUUAAAUAUUCAAAUUCUUUGUUCCACUCUUUGUGUAAACUUCUUUCUUUAAUUUUACCUCUCUCUCUCUCUGUCUGUCUCUUCGUUGGAAACUCGGAAGCUUCGAAUUAAUAUGGCGAUGACUUGUACAGAUGAUGAUGAAACAGCCCUUUUGAUCUCUCAUCAUCUCAAUCAAGAAGAUGACUACGAAGAAGAAGAAGAAGAAGCUUUGUCUCUAUGUGAUUUGCCUCUGAAUUCACCGAACGAGAACAACAGCGAGUUACGAUCUAUUACCAAAGAAGAAGACGAAGAAUUCGAAUUCGGAAUCGGGUCAUCGUUUCGAGCCGGGUCGGAUUCUUGUGAACCGGCUCCGGAGAUGAGCACAGCCGACGAAUUAUUCUUCAAAGGACGGAUCCUUCCGUUUCCGUUACGUCACUCCGUCAGUCUAGACGCCGGGCUCGAACCAAACCGGUUAAUCACGAGAUCCGAAUCGGUUGAAUAUAGACGAACCGGAAUUAUUCAAUCAGACCGGAAAAUCAAAAACAACAACAAUUUCAUCGAUUACAGUCAACCGAGUCCGCAGCCACAGAUUCGAAGAUCGUCGAGCAUGACGGCUCGUGUGAACUCUAUCAGAAACCCUAAAUCAUCUUCGAUUUGGGAUUUUUUAAGGUUAGGACUCGUCCGUACGCCGGAGAUCGAGCUCCGAACAAACGGGAAAGUGUCAGUGAGUCGGAAUAGUAGCUGUAGUAGUACGAGCACGAACUCGAAUUCGAAGAAAACAGGAGAGACGACGACGACGACGACGAGAUCUAGGAGUCGGAGGAGAAGCUUUUUGUUUUCCGAUUGUAAAUGUUCGACGACUGCGACGGAGACGAUGACGGUGGUGCCUGUGAAAAUCAAAGCUGAUGAGAAGAAGACGGCGAAGAAAGAGGAGAAAACGGCGAUGGCGAGGAAGAGAACGUUUGAUUGGUUAAAAGAAUUGUCACAGGUUGGUUUCGUCGUCGAUCAUGGAAGACGAAGCUUAGUCUGAAUUUGUGAAUUCUUUCAAAAAAGUAUUUUUAAAUAUUGUUUUUUUUUUUUAAUAAUUUUUUUUUUGUUUGUGUUAUAAUCAUUACG
This is a messenger RNA of Camelina sativa (false flax), 1209 nucleotides long. RefSeq lists its product as uncharacterized. The record is from RefSeq and is a predicted model, not a curated record. NCBI's taxonomy places the organism in Eukaryota, Viridiplantae, Streptophyta, Magnoliopsida, Brassicales, Brassicaceae.